UGCCUCUUCCCAUCUCACCCCUGUCCUUUUCCCCUUUCUUCCCACUAUUGCAGAUUGGACACUUAAACAAAACCCAUCUCUCAACUCAAGGAAAUCCCUGAAAGGAAACAUCGCCAGACGCCCUUGGCUAAAAUUUGUCCUGGAAGUCGAAGCACUGGCGGACCUUGGUCUUCGGGGGGCAACUCGGCAUGGUAGUGAGCUCCCCAUCUCUUUAGGAGGCCUGUACCCAGGGCCCACGAGUGAUUUGAAUUCUUCAAGAAGAGGAUGGGGAUCAACUUCGCUUGAUUUGGGGGUAGGGACAGGGGUGGGGAUUCUUUAUCUGGAUUAAGGAGCCUACGCUAGGGUUCCUUGGGGGCCGCAGGGACGCCCACCCGGGCUCCCCUCUCUUAACCAGAAAGAGCGCCGGCCCCGGAGGCUGCAGACAAUAUCCGAGGGAGUUAACAAUCGCCUCCACUGUGUGGCCGAGCGUCCUCCCCUCGCCGCCGCCCGGGAAGGUGGAUUCCGCAAUGGCAGGAUGUUCAUGAGCUGAGCUCCGCAGCUGAGAAACAUGAGAAGGUCUUUCUAUUCAUGUUCCGGGGCUGCGCACAGCCCGCUUGGUAAAUAAAGCGCAGAGGCGGACGCGGUUCGUGUGGUUAGCGCCCGGGAUCUAUGCAUAGAAAACAUGUGGUGGGGAUGGGAACGGGCAUAGCAACCAAGCUGGAUUAUUACCCGCGGAAGAGAGCCACCCGAGCCCGCGGCAACAGAAAUCAAGUCAUCUGGACUUCCAAACUGCACGUCUCCUAGUCGCUGUGGCCGCGAAACGCCGGCCUCCCAGCUUGGACCAUGAACACCAUCGUUUUCAACAAGCUCAGUAGCCAAGUGCUUUUUGAGGACGGCGGCACCAAGGAAAGGGAGCGGAGUGGUCGACCCUACAGCGGAGUGCUGGAUGGGGCCCAUCACCACCAUCCGGAGGUGGUCAUUCCCGACAGCCCAUCAAUCAAAGAUAACCUCAGUCUCAGACACAGGAGGACAGGGGCUCGGCAGAAUGGAGGGAAGGUGAGGCACAAGCGGCAGGCCCUACAGGACAUGGCAAGGCCCCUCAAACAGUGGCUUUACAAGCAUCGUGACAAUCCAUACCCCACCAAGACUGAGAAAAUCCUCUUAGCCCUAGGCUCCCAGAUGACCUUGGUGCAGGUGUCAAACUGGUUUGCUAAUGCAAGACGUCGCCUUAAGAAUACUGUCCGGCAACCAGAUCUGAGCUGGGCUUUGCGAAUAAAACUCUACAACAAAUAUGUGCAAGGAAAUGCAGAAAGACUUAGUGUGAGCAGCGAUGAUUCAUGUUCUGAAGAUGGAGAAAAUCCCCCAAGAAACCACGUGAAUGAAUCAGGGUAUAAUAACCCAGUUCACCAUGCAGUAAUUAAAACAGAGAGCUCUGUGAUCAAAACUGGAGUGAGACCGGAGCCCGUCCCCAAUGAGGACUACGUGUCACCCCCCAAAUACAAGAGUAGCUUGUUGAACCGAUACCUUAAUGACUCUUUGCGACACGUCAUGGCUACAAAUGCGGUGAUGAUGGAAAAAACGAGACAGAGAAACCAUUCGGGGUCAUUUAGUUCCAAUGAAUUUGAGGAGGAGUUGGUGUCUCCAUCAUCAUCAGAAACUGAAGGCAACUUUGUCUAUCGAACAGACACUCUGGAAAAUGGAUCCAAUAAGUGUGACAGCGCAGCUAACAGAAAGGGAGCAAGUAAAGAUGAAACCUACUGGAAGGAGAUCAAUGCAGCUAUGGCCUUAACUAAUCUGGCACAGGGAAAAGACAAACUGCAGGGCACCACAAGCUGCAUCAUUCAGAAAUCAUCACAUAUAUCAGAGGUCAAGACUGUCAAAGUGCCACUAGCCCAACAAUUUUAAGCGCUUGUUGCCCGUGGGAUCCGAUGAACAUUCCUCACGUCAUUUGUAUUUCUGUAAAGAGAGACCCCGAAACCUGGAGCAAGCGCGAAAACCGUUCCCUCCCCGACAUGGUCAGUAAAGCAGUUACUCCCUUCAGACUUUUUGGUAUUCUUUUUUUUAAUUAUAUGAAAUAAAUUGUCCAGUUGCUUCUAUAAAAGACAUAUAAAUUAUAAAAAAUCAGUUUUUAUCAAAAUAUUAACUUAUUUUAUGUUACUCAAACUAUGCAUAAAAUGUCUGCAUUGCUAUUACAAUAAGUGCCUUGCUUUCCAAAAAUAAGCUAUAACGUGGGCAUAGCAGAAUAGCUAUGCCUCAAAAUAACAAUGCCAUAAGCUUAUUAGUCUAUGUAUUAUUCCAGAUGGGCCUGACCAUUCCAGGGCUGAAACCCUAACUGCUGAACGCCCUUGAAAUGUAUUCAGUAUUUCACGUUUUGAAAACUUACAGAUCUGUUCAGCCUAAAGGAAAUGUCCACCUUUAAAAAAAUAUUCCACAGUAUUAAGUAUGGUCCAAUGUAUCUUUCAGAGUGGCAUUAAGGUUGUUGUGCAUGUUUCUUGCUUGUCUAUGCAGUACGUUAUCCACUACCCCCAUAACUCACUUCCUUGAAAAGUGCAAUACUCCACAUAAUGUGUAUAUUUAAGAAACAGUGUGUCCAAAUUAAUUUAAGAGAUUAAACUAUGCACCAUGUUCAGUAGAUGUCUCUUGUGGCAACCUUCACCAGAAAACUCCCUCCACCCAGCUGAAAUUUUACUUUGGAUUUUUUUUUCUUUCUUGAGCUUUGCUACACACUGUUUAAAGUCGUUAAAUAAAUAACCAAAAAAAAAAUCUUUUUUGUACAGAAGUAAAUUUGUAGUCCUGUAUUUUGCUUGUCUUGGAACUCAGUCUCUUGCCAUGAUGGAAACACUUAUUAGAGCUAUGGUAUGGUAGCUCAGCGUUGGUUUGAUUUGUGUGAAACCAGGGAGUCUAAUGGAUAAUCUGCCUUUCAAGGAGCAAAAAACAGUGUGAUAAAUAUUUGUGUGUAUGGAUGUGUGUAUGCACAGCCAAACACACACACACACACACACACACACACACACAAUAAAGUCAACCCGCAAAUUAAAAGCAUAUGGUCCCUGAAAUAUUGAAAGGUCAUUACAUUUUGCCAAGGAGAUUAAGGGCCGAUAUGAAAUCAUGCAUUAAAGAAAUGACAGCUCAUAUUGUGAAAUAAAAUUGACAUUGAGUGAAAAGAAUAAAUACAAAAGUAGGGUGGGGGGAGUAACACCAUAUUUUUUUUUUGGUCAAAUAAUAAUAUCCUAAUCAGCUUGGGAACACUUGAAUAAACAGUGGAAAUUCUGAAUAUGACUUAGAGUAUACCAAUUACAGGAAGAUGAAAAAGGUUUGAUUAUUUGGGGGAUGGGAUAGGGAUUUAUUUUUUCUAUUUGUAACCUUUUUUGUUCCUUACCAGAAACAAAAAACCAAAAACUGGAAUAGUAUGUAUGUGUGUAUGUGUGUGUGAGAGAGAGAGAGACAUCACACAAACACCCCAAUAAUGCAUCCAAAUGGUACAAUUCUCCUCUGUGUUUCAGAAUACUUUUACAAAACCUUGUCUGCUCCAUUGUACUAAAUUAUUUGAGAGACAGAAAAAAACCCAACAUCCAUCUUGUAACUUAUAGGACACUUUUUGUUGUAAUAUAGCCUUGGGGGGUUGGGGUUAUUUAGUGUGUGAUAAAGAUAAUUUGAUAUGAAAAUAUUUUGUAUAUAUAUUUUUUACUUUGUUUUUCUAAAUUGCUGUUUGCAAUGACAUUUAAGUGCCACGCAAGAAGUAUACACCACGACUGUAUGAACAAAUGGAGUAUGUGUUUUGUGGUUUUUAGGUAGGUAGAGUUCCACGAUGCUUUUUUGAUAACUUUACAUCCAGAAUUUUGCCAUGAUAUGAACGGGUAGCUGAAAACUAACGACAAAUACUUCACUCUUGUUCAUACUAUCUAUCAUAAGUUAUUCAGGCAUUAAGUAUUUCGUGACGAUACUUUGUUUUUGUUUUGACAAACAUUUCAGUUCAAGGUAUGCGGAGUGUUUUCAUUGGAAUUACUGAUCAUUCAGCACUGUCAUCUUUUUUUUUUUUUAAUUUAGCAGCAGUAAAUUAGUUUUUGGAUAUAAGUGUAGAAGAUAAGCCAUUGUUGAACAUGUGUUUUUGGUUGUUGUUUUUUGUUUUUUAAUCGCCGAAGUGUGGAGAUUGGUCCGUAAACACGUUAAGUCCAUUUUACAAUUAACGAAUACUUGGCAUUAUUUCCUACUGUAAUUAUCUUUAAUUUAUUUUUCCUUUUGCUGCUUAACAUUUUCUGGAAAUGCAAAUGCUUCUUCUCUCCCCCCAACAUUUCCUUUUAAAAGAAGAAUCUAGAACAACGCUGAGCCAACAGCUGAAAAUCAAAGUCAUAAUUUAUAUUGUAGAGAAACGUUAUUACCGCUGUUCCUU
Molecule: messenger RNA, 4369 nt
Organism: Dromiciops gliroides (monito del monte)
Lineage: Eukaryota; Metazoa; Chordata; Mammalia; Microbiotheria; Microbiotheriidae
Gene: MKX
Product: mohawk homeobox
Exons: 7
Coding region: 823-1884 (353 amino acids)
Biological process (GO): muscle organ development; regulation of transcription by RNA polymerase II; cell development
Cellular component (GO): nucleus
Molecular function (GO): RNA polymerase II cis-regulatory region sequence-specific DNA binding; DNA-binding transcription factor activity, RNA polymerase II-specific
Source: RefSeq, a predicted model, not a curated record